Messenger RNA from Strongyloides ratti, 1032 nucleotides. RefSeq names its product Cathepsin L.1. The record is from RefSeq and is a predicted model, not a curated record. Lineage: Eukaryota; Metazoa; Nematoda; Chromadorea; Rhabditida; Strongyloididae. Bases 1 to 1032 code for a protein of 343 amino acids. Gene Ontology annotation, cellular component: lysosome. The transcript is spliced from 2 exons. Gene Ontology annotation, molecular function: cysteine-type endopeptidase activity.
AUGAUUUUGUUAACUAAUAUUAUUUUAUUUUAUUUUAUUCUUUAUAUAAACUAUUCUAAUUAUGUUAAAGCACAAAUAAAAAAAGAUAAUUUUUUUAAAAUACAUGAUAAUUUAUCUUGGAAUCAAUAUCAAAUUAAUUUAAAACAAAAAUAUUCAAAUGAUAUUAAAAAUAAUAUUAAAAAAAAUUUUUUUAUUAAUAAUAAAGAUGUCUUUAAAAUAAAUAAUGAAAUGUAUACAAAAGAAGAAGUUAAGUUUCAAAUAGAUAUUAAUCAUAUAUCUGAUAGAACACCUAUUGAAAUUAAUCAGUUGAAUGAAUUUAGCAAAAAUAUUCCACUUUAUAAUGAAGAAGAAAAAGUUAACAUUUGGAAACCUCCAGAAGAUUUAGAUCCACCAGAUUAUGUUGAUUGGAGAGAACGUGGUUAUGUUACACCUGUUAAAAAUCAACUACAAUGUGGUUCAAGUUAUAUUUUUGCAUCUAUUGGUUCACUUGAAGGGCAAUAUAUAAGAAAAACAGGUGAAUUAAUAUCAUUAUCAGAGCAAAAUAUACUUGAUUGUAUUGGUUAUGAUGGUUGUCAAGGUGGUUGGACGAAUAAUGUUUUUAAAUUUAUUCAAAUAAAAAAUAAUAUUGAUAAGGAGAAAAAUUAUCAAUAUGUUGGUGAAAAAACAUUUUGUAAAUAUACUAAUGAAAGUGUUAAUAUUAAUGUUCUUGGUUAUUAUAAUAUACCAAUUAAUGAUGAAGAAGCAUUAAAAAAAGCUGUUGCUUUUAUUGGUCCAAUAUCAGUUGUUAUUGAUGCAAAACAUAUAUCAUUUACAAAUUAUAAAAAUGGUAUAUGGUCUGAAAAAAAUUGUAGCACAAAAAAUCUUUCUCAUGCUAUGUUAAUUGUUGGAUAUGGAUCAAAUGGAAAUGAUGAUUAUUGGAUUGUUAAAAAUUCAUGGAGUACAUUAUGGGGUAAUAAUGGAUAUAUUUUUAUUGCUAGAAAUAAAAAUAAUAUGUGUGGUAUAGCAACAAUGGCAUCUUUUCCAAUAGUUUAA